This is a messenger RNA of Pseudoliparis swirei, 3414 nucleotides long. RefSeq lists its product as uncharacterized. Bases 853 to 2106 code for a protein of 417 amino acids. Gene Ontology annotation, cellular component: membrane. The record is from RefSeq and is a predicted model, not a curated record. Lineage: Eukaryota; Metazoa; Chordata; Actinopteri; Perciformes; Liparidae. The transcript has 2 exons. Gene Ontology annotation, biological process: inflammatory response; immune response; toll-like receptor signaling pathway. Gene Ontology annotation, molecular function: transmembrane signaling receptor activity.
CUUUCUGUGUGGAGUUUGCAUGUUCUCCUCGUGUCUGCGUGGGUUUCCUCCGGGUACUCCGGUUUCCCCCACCAUCAUAAAGACAUGCACCGCAGCCUCACCCCGGUUCGUAUGGAUGUGAAUGAAUGUUGGUGGUGGGGGAGGGGCCGUAGGCGCUGAUUGGCUGCCACGCUUCCGUCAGUCUGCCCCAGGGCAGCUGUGGCUACUGAUGUAGCUCACCACCACCGGGAUGACUGUGUGUGUGUAUGACUACUGGACUCUGGACUGUAAAGCGACUUUGAGUGUCUAGAGAAGCGCUAUAUAAAAUAAAUGAUUAUUAUUAUAAUUAUAACAAAACCGAAAGCAGAACAGUGAGAAUGCUUGGCACCUUUUUUUCUUGCUGAGUUCACUUUCACUUCUCGAUCAUCCACACUGUGCGAUCACUCUGUUAUAUUUGUGGGAAUUUACUGUAUCAUGAGCAGGUAUGAAAGUACAUUUCUGUGCACUGUAUGUUGUCCUUUGUCUGAUAUGUUUAGUAAUUAAAACGAGCACGAGGAUUCUUUGUGGAAUCAUUGUGUUGCAAACUGUUGUGCACGACCACAUAAGGCUGCUCAUGUGAUUCUACAUUGUACCAUGUGUUAAAAAAAUAGGCGGACAGGUUGAAGGGUACAAGGUUAUGAUGAUGUCAUCUGAGAGUCUUUUUCAUAAAAGGUACAGUCACUGUGCUAUGACAAAGCCAUUGGUACAAGGCAAUAAAAGUAGGUGGUCUGUCUUUAAUGAAACUCCCAACAGAGCAGUGUUUUUCCAUUCAACUUCCUGAUACUCCUGUUGGUGACCCAGUGCUGCACUGCUUUACACGUUUAUCAACUGCAGAUGAUGGAGCCAAUGUAUUCUCCUGAGACUGCAGACAGUUUGUUACUGCCUGACCCACCGUGUCCCUCUAUUCCCUCACUGGGAGAUGGUGAGUGUUACCACGUCUUCAUCAGCUACAGCAGCACCGACUACCAGUGGACCCACUCCCUCAUCGACCAGCUGGAGUCCUGCGGCUUGCAGGUCUGCUACCACGAACGUGACUUCACUCCCGGCCGCACCGUGUUGGAAAACAUGUCCGACUGCAUCCAGGAGAGCCAGAAGGUCCUGCUGGUUCUCAGCCAGGAGUUUGUGAGGAGCCGCUGGUGUCUCCUGGAGGCCAACAUGUCUCUGUUCAGAGACUGCCUGGAGAGGAAGCCCAUCGUCCCGGUGCUGCUGGAGCCAGGAGUCUCUGUUCCUCUCCACCUCUGCCACCUCACCUACCUGGAGGCCCACGACCCGGACUUCAAGGACAAGCUGCUCAAGGUGCUGUGCACCCCCAACCAGCAGCUUCAAGGGUCCACUGUGGUGCCCUUCCAGCCUCCUUCUAUCUACAAUGGGAAGGCCCUGCAGCCUUUGAUUGCUGUCAAUGAAGAAGGACUCAACAAAUGGGAUUGUGGUCAGUUCAGUGACAUGGAGGUGCCGGACCAACUGCGUCUGAUCAUUCAGGACCACGAGAACUACAGAAAGGCUGUGAGGAUGAUCAACAGUGUCUCUCAACAUAAAAUACUCCCACUCUGGGUUAGAGUACUGAUGAUUGUUAUCACUAUACUAUUGAUCAUAUUUAUGUCAUCUCUAUCCUUAUUCGUGCUAAUUUGGGCGAUAAAUUCUUCAUCGAAAGAGGUGAACCCAAAUCUUGCGGCGUUCACUUCUGCUUGUCUCAUCUGUCUUACAUUUGCAUUGAUUAUUGAGAUAAGUCUUUGGAAAACGGAUCAAUUGAAGUACAUUGUGAAGGAACUGCAGAAAGCUGUUGGCCAGGCAAACAUAAUCCUCUCAGAGGAGAAGGUGUUGAUGGGCAGUUGUUCCAAUUCAAAAAUCUAUCUGGUCUACGUUGGUCUGGAUGGUUGCAAACAAGAGUUUGCAGCAACAUUUUCUGAGCAGGGUUGUGAGGAGGAUAUGUUUCAGAGAGCCCUGGCUUUCUUCUCAUCAGGUUACGCCUGCUGCCUUGCUAAAAGGCACUUCCCCUUUCCUCAAACCAGCUCCACUGGCCACCUGGAGAGAGGGGUGUGUUUCUGUCAGUACGUCUCACAGCAGCUGAGAACAAAUCAAUGGGAAUAGCAACGUCUACUUUUAUGUCUUUACUGUAGAGUACAGCUCACCAGUCGACAUGUAAUGUCUGGAGAAAUACGAGCCACCGAGAGCCAUUAAAGGCACAGUAACCUAGUUCAUGUUAGAAGCCCCUCAGACAUCAGGACGGAGGCUGUCUCUUUAACAAAUCCGAAAGCAGAACAGUGAGAAUGCUUGCCACCCUUUUUUCUUGCUGAGUUCACUUUCACUUCUCAAUCAUCCACACUGUGUGAUCACUCUUUGUUAUAUUUGCGGGAAUUUACUGUAUCAUGAGUAGGGAUGGGUAUCGUUUGGGUUUUUUCCAAUACCGGUGCUAAACCGGUACUUUUAAAACGAUACCGGUGCCUAAACGGUGCCUGAACCGAUACUUUUUUUUUUAAACGCACAAUGAGGACAUUAAAAACCUCUUUGGCCAUAUUCCCUGUAGAAGCCGUUAUCAUGGCGCACCGACAAACAACGGAUAUCAGACUGUUUACAUACACAAGAUAUGUUCUCCAUUAUAUGUGAUAUGUAUUGUCAUGUGCAGACCUUAUAGGGUUAAUCCUGUCACUGUUUUGAUGGGCAAAGAGAACAACCAAUCAGAGGUACUGAAGAUGACACGUGACAAAUAAAGUUUUGCUUCUGACAGCGAGAGGUCCACUGAAACAAAGUGAUGCCCCACGGUCUUUAUUCCUCCGUCAUUAUAUUCCCGGUAACACCGGGUAUACAGCCGGGAUCGCUGUACAUCAAAAACAUCUGCUAUCAGACUGUCACGCUCGUAGCUCGUAGCUAGCGCUAGCUACGAGCUAUCUUAAACAUGGUUAUAAUGGAUAAUUUAUUAUUUCUUGGGCUACUUUUAUGAAUGCAAGACUUGCAAUCAACGUUACGGUACUAAUCUGAGUUAAGGCUGCUCGUCAUAAUCGGUCUCCACGUGUUCAGGGGGACCGGUGACGGUCUCCCCGUCGCGCCCAGCCUGACGCUGGUGUGCUCCACACGGGUUCACGCAGUCACACACGGCGCAGCCUCCGCUGUCAGAGUUAAAUAUGAGAGGCUCGUAACCUGCUGACAGGGCGGAGUCACCAAAGAAGUUCACAACAAUAUUUUUUUUCAAUUUCAAUCGGCUCAGGCACCGGAAAGAAGCACCGAAAUGUGCGUUGCGUUUCGGUCCGGGUAAUACCGGUUGUAUUGGAACCGGUACCAUAUUGGCACCGGUUUUCGGUACCCAACCCUAAUCAUGAGCAGGUAUGAAUGUACAUUUCUGUGCACUGUAUGUUGUCCUUUGUGUGAUAUGUUUGGUAAUUAAAACGAGCACGAGGAUUC